AUGAGCACCGACAAAGAAUAUGUAAAAAGCGCUUUCACCAAAAUCAAAAAUGGUUACGAGGCGUUGGAAAGGACUGGGUGGAACCCAGUUCUAUCGGUGCUCUAUCUUCUGUUUCAACAAUGAAUAAUGAGUAUUUUUCAGCGAGUGAUGACUCAAUCGGAGAAGCAGAUGAAAGAGUUGAAAUACAAGUUUUCGGUGGGCCUGAACGAGCGAAACGCGAUGCGCAAUCGCUACACUAACGUUAUUCCAUGUUGGUUUUGACGUGAAAUUUUCGAAAAAGCUUUUAAUUUGUUAGAAACUCCUUGCGGGGGUUUUUGAAGGUGCAAGAGCAGUUUCAUGAAAAUUCUAAAGAAAAGAGACGUUUUCAGUGUUAAUUUUGGCUUUAUAAAACUUUUUUUCCGGAAAAUUCGAAAGUCCAGCAAGGAAUUUCGAAGCCUAGAAGCUCUGACUUCGAUCUUUCGAACCCGAAAGUUCACAAUGAAAUUUUUUUCUGUUUAAAUUACAGGUUUUAGAAUAAACAUUGUUAAAGAUUAUUUCGGAAGUUUUUGAAGGAGCACGGGUUCUUGAAACCAGAAAAUUUCAAGAAAGCUGUAUCAGUGUUUCCGAACGUGAUGCAAAAUUUGUGCGCCUUUAUGGCGUGUUCAUCGGAAAAAACGAAAACUGCUUCGAAACGCGAAAAAAUUGCUCCAAAAUAAAAAGUAGUACGGUUUUGGAGCAACUUUGGCGCGCCAAUGAACACGAUUUUUCGUUUUGAAGGAUGUUCCGUUUCUCCGAUGAACACGCCAAUAAAAUACCGGCAAGAUUAUUUCAAUGAAAAUGAGUUUGACGCACUGCUUCUGUAACCAAGAGAAAUGGCUCUUCGUUUCGAAAUACUUUGUGAAUUUUAAAUAUCCGCCGAUUUUUUUUUUAUCAAGGCGGCAAGCAGUGCUUUAAAUUACGGUUUUAAAAAAAAUUCCGUGGCAUUUUAAAAACGCAUUAAUUCUCUUGAUUUCGAAUGACAAGGAAACAGGCUUUCGCUUUGGAAGUUUCUAGUUCCAAGAAUACAUGCUCCUUUGAAAUAAUCGCAACAAUCGAUUCGAUCAUAAUGUUCGUCAAACCAUGUUCUUCUUUCUACAGAUGAUCAAAAUCGAGUGAUCAUUUCGCGAUCGGCCAGCAACAUUGACGGCUACGUGAACGCCUCGCCGGCCAGAUAUGAACCAUCCAGAACCAACUAUAUUUUGGCCCAGGUUCUCUUUCGAAACAACUUUCCUGAUCCUUUGAGAAGUCAAAUUUUGCAGGGACCGGUUGAGGGGUCGGUCACUGAUUGGUGGCAGAUGAUGUGGGACAAAUCGGUUUCACUGAUCAUUCAGUUGAAUCAGAGCGGAUCCCAUGAUCAGUGAGAUUUUUAUUUUUAGUUACUCUGGUCAAUUUUUUUUCUGUAAGGACGGCGAGUGGUAGCUUAAAUACUUUCCGCCUAAUUCAAAAGUUAUCUCUGUCUCUCCAAAAUUCAGCUAUAUAUAUCAGCUGAUGACGAAAAAGACAUAAUAGCUUCAAAAGUUCAGCUAAAAUAUAAACUAAAGUAUUUCAUUUUUUUGUUAGGAAAAAAAAUACUUGAAAAAAAGAAUGAGCGAUUCUUAAUGAGAAUAAAUCAUUCACGUUAAUAAUUCACUAAUUUAUUAUUGUUAUUUUUUUGUUUUUUUGAAAGUAUAAGCGUUCAAUGUAAGGGUAGUUUUUUAAAGUCAUAAUCUUAAGAUAUGUGACCGGAGAUGGCCCAACCUCUUCAUUUAACCCUUUUUUUAAGGAUCAUUUAUCUUCAUGAUGAUUUUUCAUAGCAAAACCCAGAUUAAAAACGAUAAAAGUUGAAAAAAAUAAUCAUUUCUAACCUUUUUACAGUUCCAGCCAUUUUUUUAAAUUUUUUUAUAUUUUUGAACUUAUUUUAAUCAUCAAUUGAAGGAAUGGUAUCAUUAAAAAAAUGUAUGAAAUAUUCUAGGAUUUUCUCCUAUUUUCCACGCACCGUCAAUGGAACCAUUUCUUUCGGCGCGUUCGAAAUAACGACGGAAAGUGAAAGAACCGCGACGGAUUAUGUACAUCGAACCCUCAAGUUGAAGGAAAAAGGUUGGGAUUUGAGAGAAAUUCGAGAAGAAUUGACGAAAAAAAAGUUAAUAUGGUUAAUCAAAAGUAAACGUACUCAAAACAUGAUCCAAUACCCGGAAAACUAUAGUCGAUUAGCGGGUGACUUGGGCGAUUGGAAAAGGGUCCUGACACGAGAAAAGAGAGAGAGUGUUUGUUUGGAGGUGGGCGCAGACAGGCCACGUCUCAAGCUAACCCUGAAUUGGUAAAAUAAAAUCAAAGUCCAAGCAACCUCACUUUUGUAAGACCUUUUUCAACUCUGAACUGUUAAUCCGUGAAUUUUGGGCUUUAACACCAAUAAAAGAAAACAACUUGUAAUGACUUUUUGGUUAGGUAUUUAUCAAAGUCACAAUUGUAAUAUUUCGCGGAUUUUUAAUGAAAUUGAUGUUGUUUACACAUACCUAAUUUUCAGGAGGCGAAGAAGACGACGCCAAAAUUGUUGAACAUGUGAAUUUCACGUCUUGGGGCGAUUUUGAGGUGCCGAGAAGUCCGAGAUCCAUGCUCGCCCUGCUUUUUUACGUUCGAAGUGAGAACUCUUUUUUUGCAUUUUUUAUUUUCUUAAGUUGAAAAAAAGAUAGUUUGUAGAUUGAAAAAUUUUUUUAGAACUUCUCGGACUUGAUAAUGUAAAAGCUUGUAUAAUUUUUUUCUACAGGAGUUUCUUGCUAUUUUUCAAAUUUAAUAUAGUUUUUCACAAGGAUACAGAAAUAGAUCAGAAAGCAAAAAACAGUAGUAAAAAAAUUUUCCGAUGAGGAAUAAAUUCCGUGAUUAAAGAAUGAGGAAGAGGUUCCAGAGUUCAAAAAAAAAAGAAGAAGUUGAAAAUAUUUAUUUUUUGAGGACUUGAUGCGAUGACGAGCUCUUGUGAAGGUUCUCCUACGGUCGUCCAUUGUUCGGCUGGAAUCGGUAGAACUGGAACUUUCUACAUUGUCGACGUCGUUCUGAGAAUGGUUUUGAGCAAGGAAAUCAGUUAGUUUUGAGGUUUUUCAGAUCUCGGCCAACAUUCCGAUCGAUCGCAUGGACCUCGUUGAGUUGCUCUUGUUCUUGAGAAGGUGCGAGAAAAAGAAGAAUAAAUGAAAAACAAGAAUCGAUGCGAAGAAGAAAAAUAAGGAAAUAUUACGAAAAAUUUGAAAUUCUAAUAAAUUUUUAGAAAUAUUCAUCAUUUGAAAUUAACUCAUUUUCAAAAAAUCAACUCUAGCUGUGAAAAUACAGAUUUUUUAAUACUGUACAUUGAGAAAGUUUUGGAGGAUCUCAUGCCUUUUUUUAAAAUGAAAUAUCGUCUAAGGCAGCGGCAAAAGAACUGAUAAUUAUGAGCAGGAAGUUUGGAAGAAAAAUAUAAAUUUCAAGUGCAAUCUGAAGCUUUUUGAAAUUCAUCUCAUCAGUUUAUUAUUUUGCAAUAAAUAAUUUUUUUAAAGGUCCAGUCCAUGAGUUGAAAAAAACUCAUUUCAUAUGAAUUUAAAAAGUGUUUUAUCAUAAAUUUGUUCUCAGAUACCGACCGGGCCUGAUCCAAACGCCACAACAGCUGCGAUUCGCGUACCUUGCCGUUCUCGAAGGCUUCCGAUGGUUUUUGAAUUAUCCCGAGCCCGUAGUCCACACCAAGGAAGAUUUUGUAUGUUUCUCGCGCAAAUUUUUUAUUUGAUAAUGGUUUUUUUGCAGCCGGCUGAUGUCACUCUCAUCAGUUCGGAAGAAGGGGUUUGUUUUUUUAAACUAUUAGAUAACUUACGAAAAAAAUCGUAAAUUUUUCGCAUUUCCGUAGGAAGGAAAUAAAAAGUAUUUGCUGUUACUUUCUUAAUAAAUGAUUAAAAAAACGUUUAUUUUUUUAUUUUUUUGUGGACUUGUUUUAAUGGUUUUUUUAAUCAUUAUUUGAGUUUAUUGUUCGGCUUUUUUUGGUUUUUCUUAUUUCAAAGUUUUUUUCAAAAAAAUAAAUGACUACUUUUUUUGAAAAACGCUUCAAUCAAGUUGAGAUUAUAAAUUUUUUUAAAAAAAUGCUCCGGUUCAACUGUUUUUGAGCUUUUGGUCAUAAAAUCCGAGCUCGAGAUAAAAAUUAAUUCACUUUUCACGGCUCAGUGUGCUUUUUCUCGCCCCAAACUCAAAUUCAUGUGAAAGAAAACAUGCCAUAAAUUUUGGAACAAGGGAUUUUUACCUGAACUUUGUUAAAAUAAGUGAGACUUUUGGGUGGAAACUUUGAAUAUUAAAGUUUUUCCUUUGAAAUUUAUUAUUUUGUAGUUAAAGCGACAACUUCUAGUUCUUAAGCUUCUGAAUAAAUACAUAUUUUGAUUAAUUAUAUUUUUCAUGGUCUGGUUAUUUUUUAGUCGGAGUCGCCACGGGUCGGCAAGAGCAAAAGCCAAACUCUGCGCGCCGUCGGCGAGAAAACCCGACUUCUUUCGGCAGAAGUCUCCGAAACGCACUGUCCAUUGGGAGAGAAGAGCUCGAGUAUCGACGAUGUCUCGCAAAUCAAAAGAAAAAGGUUGGUUCGAUGAAAUCCUUAAAAAGAAGGAUGAUCGGAGAGUAUCAACGUUUUUCUCAAAUUAGAGGAAGAAAACCACUUUUUUUUGGCUUCUGCUACUUUUUCGAGGUUAAUAAAACUUUUUUUACCUUUUUUUAAAUCUUAAAUUCUAAUUUUUCACCAUUGGGAAAAAGUUUCUUAAAAUUUUUUUAAAUAAAUCCAUUGGCAAAUAACUUUGCGUUUAAAUAAAAAUUUUUGGACGAACGAUAGGUUUAAAAAAACAUUUUUUUAUCAUUUAUUUGUGAUUUUCAAUGGCGCAGAAGCCUUGCAAGGUCAGAAAUUAAACUAAAAAAACUACUUUUUCGCCUUGAAACCAUUUCUUGAAAAACAAAAAAAUGAGCCUUUAAAAAAAUUUACCCCUUCUUUUUAUGAAUCGAAUAUAAUAAAAAUUAAGCUCAAACAAAAAUUCUUUUUAGAUCGGAAUCGCCCUAAUUGUCGCGCGAGAGUUCUACCUGAGCUUCUGGCCUGAUUUUUAUUCAUUUUCUUUUUUUCCAUCAAAUAUCAAACGUUUUACCCACAUCUACUUGAACAGAUUACUUUAUUAUGAAUGAUAGAUUCUUAUGUACCUUUUUGUAGAUUUUUUCGUCGAGUCUAAGUCAACCUAAUGAAAAUUGAGUACAACGCCUGAAGCUUAGGUAGAGCGGUUUUUUGAGAAAAAAAAUAUUUAAUAUCAUAAUUUUUGGGGCUUCCGGUUUUGUACUCAUUUUUUGUGCAGAGAAUGAAAAAGAGCUUUAUUUUUAAUAUCAUAAUUUUUCCCAUUGAUUUCGAGUGUCUUUUUUAUUGGUUUGUUCUGAUCUUGUAGAAAGGAAAUGAUCGAGCGGAUGGUUGAGAAAAGCCGUCGAGCCGAGAAAUCGAUCCGACCAUUUUCUGGCCGUCUUUGGGGCGCAUUUGCUGUCGCGGCUGUUUUUUCCGCCGUCGUGGUGGGAUUCGUCUGGAAAUCGCGAUAG
This is a messenger RNA of Caenorhabditis auriculariae, 5556 nucleotides long. The record is from the annotation of a GenBank genome assembly. NCBI's taxonomy places the organism in Eukaryota, Metazoa, Nematoda, Chromadorea, Rhabditida, Rhabditidae.